GACGGUUGUUCACUGCGCUUUCGAUGCUUCUCCUAUCACGAUACAGGAGGAAACCCUUCGUUUCAGUCAGUUUCAAGUCGAAACCAAGCCGAAAUAAUGGCAAUCCGGAGGCGUGGCGGGAGCACCAAGAAUCCACCGAUUCUCAGCCAUGAGUUUGUGAUCCAGAAUCAUGCAGACAUCGUGUCGUGUGCCGCAAUGCUCAUUUUGCUCGGUCUAAUGUUUCAGAUUACCAGUCCACUCUCGUCAACAUUUGUUGCCAUGCAAUAUAACGUGACAGUCAACAAUACUGAAGAUCCGGAUGCUGAACCCACGACCCUCUACCAGCAUGGCCUGUUAGACAUCUUUAGUGUGUUCUUUUACUUCCUCAUCUGUGUGGUGAUCCAUGCCGUCAUCCAGGAGUAUGUCUUGGAUAAACUUAACCGUAAGCUGCACCUGUCCAAAGUCAAGCACUCCAAGUUCAACGAGUCGGGCCAGCUGCUGACCUUCUACCUGAUGUCUGUGAUCUGGGGUGUCCACGUCAUCGUCAAGGUGAAAUUAAAUUGUUUUUUCCUCAUAAUUUCAUGGAUGAUCUACAGAUUUUUUGUCCCCAUUUUUCUGUGUUUUCAGGAGGAAGUUAGUGCACGCAUCAGAUAUGCGUCCUUUUACCUUGCCUUCAUAUUGGGGGCAUACAUUCUCAACCUUGGACAUCUUGCCCUGCUGUGCCUUGUGAUCCAUUACAUUGCUGAGCUGACAUUCCACCUCGCACGACUCCUCUACUUUGGAGAGAAAACCGAGUUUUCGGACCCUUUGUUUAGUCUGUGGCUGGUUCUUUUCCUGAUUGCCCGCCUCAGCGUGGUGACCUUGACUGUUCUGGUGGUCUGGUUCGGACUGGGCAAGCUGGAGAACAGCGGACUGGACAUCAAGGCGGGCAACUUCAAUACACCGGUCAUCAGGGUUAGCAUUCUGGCAGGCGUGUCCCUCUUUCAGGCCUGGCUGCUCUGGAUAGUCCUAACCUUCCAGCUACGCCGACGACGAGAGAACCAGCAGGCGGCCGCUCCCCGCAAGAAGACCCCAAUGGGCAAAUCCAAGGACAAAAAGGCCAAGAAAGAUGAAGUCAACAAGAUGCUGAAGGCAGAGAGCGUGGAAGACGAGGGAUUUAGCGACAUGCCCGCUGAGAAUGGAGGAAUGCGCACCAGAAGCAAGAGCAAGAAAAAGUAAAAAGCAGAGCAGUCCUUUUCUUGUCCUUUUUGGUCAUUCUUAAAAAUUUCUCAUUUGCGUUUUUGUUGCGUUACUGAGUAUAGCCUCUCAGUGUGUUUCAGCAUUGAGAAUUUCUGUGUUUUUUUUUUUUCAAAAGGGAGUUAAAUGACUUGGCCAGUUUCACGAAUAUUUCUCUGACAUAGGAUUGUUGGCACUAGGCCCUUUUUAAACUAAAAUUUGACCUUUUCCAUAAACUUCAAGUUUUGUUUGUCAUCUUUUCUUGCUUCUUUUUUUUUCCACUGGGUUACUUAUAAAGUUUUCCAAUCAUGUAAAUAUUGUACAAAGUGAAGCAAUGUAUCCCCGGUGCAUUGGAUCUUCACAAAUUUCCAUGGAGUUGUGCCAUGUGAAACAGCAGUCCUUAGAACUUAGUUACCUUCGAUGGUUCUUCAAACUGUUGACUUGGUGUACAAGCAUUUGGACAUUACUAGCAUUAUUUUGUCGAUGAUUGUCAUAAGCUUUUUUUGGUAGUUCUAGCUUUUAAAUUGGAAAGUGUAAGGGAUUAAGUGAUUUCCAGCUGCAUUUUCUUUUGGCCCUAAUUAACAUUAUUAAAUAUCUUUUAACAAGUUGGGAGUAGAAUUCAUGCAUGGUUAAUAGCUUGUUCGUAUGGUCAAAUAUUGAUGGUAAAAUAGGCGGUUUCCUAAUUUAGUGUAUUAAAAUAUAAGGAAAAGUGGUACCUUACAAGUUUUUGUGUUCCUUAAUAUAGUUGUUUAAUGUUUGAUGCAGUUUGGUAAUGUAUGAUGGAUAAUAAGUCUAUAUUUAAAGAUAUCUGCUUGUUGAUAGCUCAUUAUUUAAUGUUUCUUGGAGAAUUCAAUGGCGUGUUUUUGAUAGGUUUCGUUGUUUAAAUGAAAUCCACCCUGUUGUAAUGUCUCUUAUUAAAACCUAAACAAAUGAGGAACAUUAACUGUGGAAUUUAAUUGACAAGUAGUUUGUAAUUUGUUAUUAUUACUUAUUAUAAAUGUGCGUCUGUGAUUAAUGGUUGCAUUUUUCCCUGUGUCGUUGCACCUGUGAACUUGAUUCCACUUCCUCUCUUUUCCUUUUUUUCCCACUUUACUCUCACAUUGUACAACUGAGGUAUACAUGUAAUAAUCAGUAUCGUGUGCUGUCUAAUGAUAGAGUGUAGGUUUUAAGAAGACUGUGUGAUCUUUGGUAAUUUUUUCUCUCACCAAAGAGUCUUCCGUUUUUGCUGGGCUGGUUCAUUAUACAGGUACCUUCUUUGUUGAUGUGUGUACACUGUACCUUGAACAGUUUGUAUUUGCCUGGCUAUGACAUUGACCCAUCAUUUUGUAAACAAAGGUCACGUAUUCUGUUUGUUAUUGUCUCUGUUGUUUAUGAUAUUGAUAUGAAAGUUUCUAAGCUUAGAACAGCAGCAAUAGGGGUCAGUGUUUUAGAAAUGUUCACAAACUUCUGCUGUAAAUUCCUUGGACCUGCUAAGCAACAAUUCGCUUUGCACAGAGAACAGUUACCCAGCAAACACUGGUUACCAGCCAAAAUGCCAUGGUGCAUAUUGCUCAGAGCUGGUACCCAGCCACAUUUUGCAUAGCCCGUGGCAGUUCUGUAGAAUCAGUCGGUAUAUGUUUAAAACAGCCCGUAUGCUCUAAAUGUGUAAAAACAAGUUGUUAAUUGUACAUAAAUUUAGUCUGGUUCCCAGACUUGACAUUUUCACUUGGGUAUAAUUUGUAAAUUGGGUAGCUACCAUUGAUGCAAUGUGUGACGCAGUGUCUUUAAUGCAAGGUGCGCAUGCCAGUUUAUUUAGAAAGCAAUGGUUAACAGAACAUAAACAAAUGUGGCAGUAAGUACAUGUGUUCAAAAACAAACGUUAUAAAAGUUGAGAAAAGUUACCAUUGUGUAGCAUGUGAGGAAAUCUGUGAAGAAAGGUAGUUUUUAAGUGUUAGAUAUUUCCGAGCAUUGAAUACGUCCAAAAUCACAGAACAUGAGUCUGAAAAAGUUGUCAAAAUCUUACGGUCUGGUAACUAGACUAUACAUAAAUUAUGUACCAAAAACAUUUGGCCCUCUCGCAGCCCUUUUUAUCCAAACCUCAACUGUGUUGCAAGUUUGGUUUCCCCUAGCACCUAAUACAUGAAAAGCCUGGAAAGUUUGAACCAAAUGAAAUUGAACGUCAUACAUUAUGCUUGUGUAAAAACGAUUAGAAAUUGUGAGCUAAGUCUUGCAAGUCAUGUCAGUCAGGGACAUCAAAUCAUGCAGCAGUACCCUGAAGCGACAGCUGCUAAUGCAGUUAAAGUAAACACAUGAAUAAGGCCCAUAGGUCAGUUACCCUGUGGAUAUUUCACUUUGAAUAAUGGUCCAAUGAAAGGAUCUAACUGACUCCAACUGCAUAUCUGACCAAACGAAGUACACCUAACCAGUUCGUUGUUCACUUGAAAAAUUAUCUCACUGUUCAGCACUGCAUAUUCAUGAGUAAUUUUGAAUAUUUAUCACUGAAUUGUACAGUUCAUGUAGAUUAGAUUUUAAGCCUGAUGCCUGUAGAUUGCUAUAGCGGUAAAAAGAAGUUUCUGUUGUCAUUUGAAUGUUAGAACCUUAAUUUUUCUCCUUGAAAACAAGUAUUAAGAAUUAAACCCAAAUCUGUAUAUUUAACAACGUGAAUAAGAAAUUAUUU
This is a messenger RNA of Acanthaster planci (crown-of-thorns starfish), 3850 nucleotides long. RefSeq names its product translocating chain-associated membrane protein 1-like. Gene Ontology annotation, biological process: SRP-dependent cotranslational protein targeting to membrane, translocation; protein insertion into ER membrane. The record is from RefSeq and is a predicted model, not a curated record. Gene Ontology annotation, cellular component: endoplasmic reticulum membrane. NCBI's taxonomy places the organism in Eukaryota, Metazoa, Echinodermata, Asteroidea, Valvatida, Acanthasteridae.